Mycena citricolor is the source of this 4071-nucleotide messenger RNA. NCBI's taxonomy places the organism in Eukaryota, Fungi, Basidiomycota, Agaricomycetes, Agaricales, Mycenaceae. The record is from the annotation of a GenBank genome assembly.
GACUCUGUAACUGCAACUUCGAAAUCAUCAUGGCUGGUGCUCUCCAGAACGCGAAGCGAGACAUUGCCAAGAUUCGGGAUGAGGAUAGGGAGAGCCGAUUCGGUCAGGUCUACGGCGUUUCAGGUCCUGUCGUCGUAGCAGAAAACAUGAUCGGGGCGGCCAUGUACGAGCUUGUUCGCGUGGGCCAUGAUGAGCUGGUCGGCGAGGUCAUCCGUAUCGAGUCGGACAAGGCUACCAUCCAGGUUUAUGAAGAAACCUCUGGCGUCACUGUUGGUGACCCUGUGUUGCGAACUGGCAAGCCGCUUAGCGUCGAGCUUGGUCCCGGUCUAAUGGGGAACAUUGUCGAUGGUAUUCAGCGACCCCUACGGUCAAUUCAAGAGCGCUCGAAGUCGAUCUACAUACCCCGUGGAAUCAAUACCGAUGCCUUGGAUCGUGGUCUAUCCUGGGACUUCAAGCCCGCCGGUUUCAAGGUCGGUGACCAUAUCUCUGGUGGUGACAUCUUCGGCGGUGUAUAUGAGAACUCUCUUGUCGACAACCACAAGAUCAUGCUUUCUCCCCGAGCCCUUGGCACAAUCACGCACAUCGCAGAGAAGGGCAGCUAUGCAGUCGAUGAUAUCGUGCUUGAAACCGAGUUCGAGGGAAAGACAACUAAACACACUAUGAUGCAGUUAUGGCCAGUCCGUGCACCCCGCCCUGUGACCGAGAAGCAGACGGCGGACUAUCCAUUGUUGACUGGUCAGCGCAUUCUCGAUGCGCUAUUCCCCUGUGUGCAGGGCGGAACGACUGCUAUCCCCGGCGCUUUCGGAUGUGGAAAGACCGUCAUUUCUCAAGCGCUCUCCAAAUACUCCAACAGCGACAUCAUCGUGUAUGUCGGAUGCGGUGAACGAGGCAAUGAGAUGGCCGAAGUGCUCAUGGAGUUCCCUGAACUCACGAUGGAAGUCGGAGACCGCCAGGAGCCCAUCAUGAAGCGCACGACUCUCGUCGCUAACACGUCUAAUAUGCCUGUCGCUGCACGGGAAGCGUCCAUUUACACUGGUAUCACGCUUUCCGAAUAUUUCCGUGACCAAGGCACCAACGUGGCUAUGAUGGCGGACUCUACGUCACGAUGGGCUGAGGCUUUGCGUGAAAUCUCGGGUCGUUUGGCUGAGAUGCCGGCUGAUUCUGGUUAUCCGGCUUAUCUGGGAACGAAAUUGGCCAGUUUCUACGAGCGUGCUGGCAAAGUCGUUUGUAUUGGAAACCCAUCUCGACAGGGCACCGUGUCGAUUGUGGGCGCUGUGUCCCCUCCUGGUGGUGAUUUCUCGGAUCCUGUGACGUCAGCGACGCUUGGUAUCGUUCAAGUGUUCUGGGGAUUGGACAAGAAGUUGGCCCAGCGAAAGCACUUCCCGUCAGUCAACUGGUCACUUUCGUACUCCAAAUACACGAAAGUACUGGAGUCGUUCUAUCAGUCUGACGCCCCUGGUUUCGUCGAUCUGCGCACCAAGACCAAGGAAAUUCUGCAGAAGGAAGAGGACCUUGCCGAGAUUGUGCAGCUCGUCGGCAAGAGCGCUUUGGGCGAAAACGACAAGAUUACACUCGAAGUUGCGCGCAUGCUGAAGGACGAUUUCCUGCAGCAGAAUGGCAUGAGCGAGUAUGAUCGAUUCUGCCCAUUCUACAAGACCAAUUUGAUGCUCAAGAACUUCGUCGGCUUCCACGAUGCGGCGAUCCGAGCCGUCAGCCAGGGACAAGGCGACAUCACCUUUGCCAAAAUCAAGGAAAAUGCCAGCGAUCUGAUGUUCAAGCUGUCCCAGAUGAAGUUCGAGUCCCCAUCACAAGGCAAGGAGCCGAUUGUGGAGAAGUUGGAGGCUCUGCACACCGAAAUUCAAGACAAGUUCCGUCAGAUGAUCGAGUAAACUGUAUCCAUGGACAAAGCAACGUACAAUUAUCAGUAGAACAUUUUACGAGUCUGUUAUCAGCAGGGAUACCAGUAUCUAAUCAGUUCCGGUCACAGUCACAUCAGUUCUCUGUGCCGCAAUCAUCACCGUCAUCAUCUAUUACUUACAGCUCCACUUGUGCUCCAACAGUGUGUCUAUUCACGACUCAAUGAACUAUGACGGUCACGCAACGCAAAGUACUUGGACAACCUGAAGACGCUGUGGUUGUCGUAAAUGAGCCUGGAGUGCAAUUUCAGUGCGAUUCCUGCGCGUGCGAUGUAACACACACUAUACGCAUCAAAUGCGCCGACCCUAUUUGCGCCACAGGUGAAGGCGUUGAUAUCUGCCCACCUUGUUUUUGCGAGGGCAAGGAGUUUGGAGAACACAAGAGAGGACAUGCAUACCGAGUCAUCGAAUUCAACUCCUACCCUAUAUUCUCCGAGGACUGGGGCGCGGAUGAGGAGCUACUGUUGCUGAAGGGAAUGGCGAGUCAAGGCAUUGGAAACUGGAAGAAGAUUGCGGAGCAUGUCGGCACUCAAACCAAGGAAGAAGUGGAGAAGCAUUAUAACAGUGUAUAUGUUGAUUCUCCGCACUGGCCUCACCCUCAAAUGGAUCUGACAUUUGAUAUCCCUCCCGAUGAAUUUCAAGAACGGAAACGGAAGCGUAUAACGGAGAUGAACGCGAUGCCCAUCUCCGCACCCAAACCAGCACCGACAUCAGCUCCUGGCGUGCACGAAAUCGCGACUUUUCUUCCCGGACGGUUGGAAUUUGAACACGAGCUCGAUCACGAUGCCGAAGACCUGGUGAAAGAUCUGGAGUUCGGAGUAGUGAUGGACUAUGGCGGACAAGACAUACCCGAGGAUGAAAAUGACAAGGAAGUGUUGGCUCGAAUACGAUGGGAAGAGGAGCGAGCCAACGGCAUAACGACUUUCCCAGUUUUCCCGUUCGAAAGAAGAUCGGUGUCGAGCCCUGUCCCGGCUAUCAACGGAUCCGGUUCAAAUGGGGUGCAAGCCAAUGGGGAGAACAAGCAUACGGAAGAUCAAGAGACGGCGAACGGGACGAAUAAUACUGACGACGACGAAGAGCCUACCCAACUGCCUCCUUUUGAAACAGAACAAUCGCUCGCCUUUAAACUGACAUUACUCGAGAUGUAUUUCCAGCGUGUCGACAAGCGUUUGGAAGGCAAAGGGCUUGUGUUUGAUCGAGGUCUUCUGGAAUAUAAAAAGCUGCAAGUCCUCGAGAAGAAGCGGUCCAAAGAGGACAAGGAUAUCUUGCAUCGCCUCCGUCCAUUUGCAAGAUUGCAGACAGCGGAUGACUAUGAAGCAUUUUCGGCGGACAUUCUAUACGAGGCAAUGCUUCGCAAAAAGAUUCAGGACUUGCAAAGCUAUCGCCGAGUGGGACUUGUUGGCCCUGCUGAUAUUGAAAAGUAUCAUAUCGACCUGAACAAACGAACGACACAGCCCAAAGGCGCUCCCCGAGAACACAGCUCUUCCGACAAACAUCGACGACAAUCUUCAGUGACCGACAGAUCCAGUGUGGCACCGAUGGAUGUGGAUGGGCAAGAAGAAACCACUUCUAAGCUCAACCCUUCCAACACUCAUCGGAAACGAGGCCCGCUGAAUCUCGCGAACAGUCCAUCGCUGCAUCUGCUUUCGCCUGCAGAGCAGACACUCUGCGCUCAGUUGCACAUUCUUCCCAAGCCAUAUCUGGUGGUGAAAGAAACCCUGAUGAGAGAAUAUGCGCGACGCGGUGGUAAACUCCGCCGGCGGGAAGCCCGGGAUCUGGUCAAGAUAGACGCGAACAAAACGAGCAGGGUGUGGGACUUUUUAGCACAGGCUGGGUUUCUCCAAAUCAAUGUGGAUCCAACAACCUCGACCUCUGCACGUGCCUCGACUCCCUCUGUUGCUCCCUCCCAGGACGCUAGUUUGCCGCCGACACCACUACUCAAUGGGAUCUCGGCUCCAAACUCGGAGCCAGCCACGCCAGUCAUCCCUCCUUCAGCCCGAAGGCCAUCGCUCUCAUCAUGGGCACCGCCACCUUGAAUUGCAGUAUACAUUGUAAUUAAUCACUGCAUUCUGUAUAUCUUACGCAUCUGCAUUCCGCUUUGGCGCCUUCUGCUCCUUGAGAUUGUCUUUGACGAGUUCGCUGAACUCCUCACGCA